This is a messenger RNA of Vicia villosa (hairy vetch), 2031 nucleotides long. RefSeq lists its product as uncharacterized. Bases 1 to 2031 code for a protein of 676 amino acids. Gene Ontology annotation, molecular function: RNA-DNA hybrid ribonuclease activity; nucleic acid binding. The record is from RefSeq and is a predicted model, not a curated record. NCBI's taxonomy places the organism in Eukaryota, Viridiplantae, Streptophyta, Magnoliopsida, Fabales, Fabaceae. The transcript is spliced from 4 exons.
AUGUCUGAGCUAGAGGCUCUGAGAAGGAUUUCGCCAUAUAUUGUUGAAAACAGAAUCAAUUCGGCUUUAGAAGCUGAAGCAAAUGUGGCUGACGAAGCCAACAAGGAUCCUUUAGAGGAAGUCGACCUCGGCGAAGAAGGAGACAAAAGACCCACAUUCAUCAGCGCCAACAUCGACCAGGAACUCAAAUCAGAGGUAAUUUUAUUGUUAAAAGAAUUUAAAGAUUGCUUUGCAUGGGAUUUUAAUGAAAUUUCUGGUUUAAGCAGGGAAUUGGUCGAAUUAAAAUUGCCAAUACAAGCUAGAAAGAAACCAGUAAAGCAAACACCUCGACGUUUUGCUCCCGCAGUAAUGUCGAAGAUAAAAGAGGAAGUCGAACAGCUUCUCAAGAGCAAGUUCAUAAGAUCUGCAAGGUACGUCGAAUGGUUGGCUAAUAUAGUGCCAGUCAUGAAGAAAAAUGGGAAGUUAAGAGUGUGCAUUGAUUUUAGAGAUAUGAAUGCUGCUACCCCAAAAGAUGAAUAUGCCAUGCCGAUAGUAGAAAUGUUAAUUGACUAUGCCGCUGGUUUUGAAUAUUUAAGUAUGUUAGAUGGUUAUGCUGGUUAUAACCAAAUUUUUAUUGCAGAAGAAGACGUGCCGAAGACGGUGUUUCGUUGCCCGGGGGCAUUAGGAACAUAUGAAUGGGUAGUCAUGUCAUUUGGCUUGAAAAAUCCCGGAGCUACGUACCAAAGGGUAAUGAAUUCUAUGUUUCAUGACUUCAUCGAAAACUUUAUGCAAGUAUACAUCGAUGACAUUGCAGGACAUUUCCUAAGCUUCGUGGUGCAUAAAAAAGGAAUAGAGGUCAACCAAAGCAAGACUAAAGCUAUUAUGGACGUCAAACCUCCGUCGACCAAAAAGGAACUUCUGUCCUUGUUAGGGAAUGUAAAUUUCUUAAGGAGGUUCAUAUCUAACUUAAGUGGAAAGACAAAGGCAUUCUCACCACUACUUCGACUGAAGAACGAGGACUUCAUCUGGAAGAAGGAACAUCAAGAGGCUUUCGACGAGAUCAAAGAAUAUUUGACAAAGCCUCCUAUACUGGCACCACAUGUUAGAAAUAGGCCUAUGAGUCGAAUUGGUAAGUGGGAAUUAGCAUUAACUGAAUACUCCCUAACAUAUGCUCCUUUAAAAGCAAUGAAAGGGCAGGUAGUAGCACACUUCCUUGUCGACCAUUCCAUAAUGGUGGCCGUGCCUCAAAAUUAUGUCGACUUGGUACUCUGGAAGUUAUAUUUCGAUGGAUCCAGUCACAAAAAUGGCACAGGAAUAGGAAGAGUCAUAAUUUCUCCAGAUGGAAUUCCAGUAAAGUGCAAGUAUUCGAUAGAUGGUAUGUGUACCAACAAUGAGGCAGAGUAUGAAUCUUUGAUAACCGGACUUGAACUGCUGAUAGAACUGGGGGCAAGAAAUGUCGAAAUCAUGGGAGAUUCUAAGUUAGUGGUUAAGCAGGUCUCUAAGGAGUACAGAUAUGUUAAAGAGAACUUAAUCAUGUACUUUGUAAUUGUGAACAGGUUACUUAAGCUAUUCGACUCAACAAGUAUUCGACAUAUACCCAGACGAGAGAAUCAAGAAGAUAAUGACUUAGCACAAGAAGCACCAGGAUACAAGAAAGGUGAGAAUGAGGAGCCCGUUCAAGUGAGGAAAAAGGUUCGAGCAACUUUGUUAUCUCCCUCAAAUUUGUGUGUUAUAAAGUUAGGUGCAGUCGACACUGAGAAUUUUGAAAUUGUGAUGGUAGACAAUGGACAAGAAAACGACUGGUGUAAGCCAUUGAUCGAGUACUUACGCAACCCUACAGGGUCGACAGAUAGGAAGAUCAAAUACAGGGCUCUAAAUUUCGUUCUAAUGGGAAACGAACUAUUUAAGAAAACAGUUGAAGGAGUAUUGCUUAAGUUCCUUGGGGAAAGUGAAGCAUAUUUGGCCAUGUCAAACGUGCGUAGUGGAACCUGCGGUGCGCACCAAGCAGGACACAAAAUGAAGUGGACUUUGAUGCGUUCAGGGGUUUACUAG